AUGACAGUUGAUGAGAUGACCUUGACCCUGGAUGAUGUUGGCACUAUUCUUGGCCUUCCCAUUGUAGGCAAAUCAGUCAGCAUACCAGAUGUGACAGAUCAUCAUGGAGUUACAUUACUCGUUUAUGGCUUGGGGAUUACUGAACGUGCAGCAUAUGAAGAGGUUUCUUCUACUGAUGAACCGCGUGUCCAUGGAUGUACACUCUUCAGUGACAAAAGUGGUGGCAGGGUUCCCGUUGUUUACCUCGGCUUAUUGAUGGAUUUGGGAUCCAUACAUACUUAUGCCUGGGGUGCUGCUGCAUUAACAUUUUUAUAUCGACAGUUGGGGUUUGCUAGCCGGUCUGGGGUUAAGCAGAUGGGUGGUUAUAUGACUCUUUUGGAGGCGUGGAUUUAUGAGCACUUCCGAGCAUUCCGACCUCAUCAGAACAUGGGCUACAAUGAAGACAUGCCACACGUGUACCAUUGGGCAUCUAGGAGAGAGGCGGGUUCCUCCAUUGACCAUUUGAAAUCUUUUCGAGCCGAGCUUAACAGUUUAGUAGCUACUGAUGUUAUUUGGGAUCCAUACCACAGCUGCAGAGACCGGCAUCCAUGUAACCCGGUUACGUUCUACCAUGGAUGCUUAAAGUGCUUAGACGUUGUCGAACCCUAUCAUCCAGAUAGAGUUUUGAGGCAGUUUGGCAGGGUUCAAACCAUCCCAAAUGCACCGCUAGCUCCUAGUCGUGGUGCACGAUGCAACAUAUCUGCACGAUAUACCGUCAUGUACAGAUACUUGGAUAGGAUGUGGGAGGCUUGGGAUAACCACGUGUUGUCUGCGCAACGGAGGAGCACACCAGUUCGUCAGCCUUGGCAAUGUGUACCGGGUUACAUGGAUUGGUAUAAGAAUAUCACGCACCUAUAUGUCGAGCACACUGAUGAACCGCGUGUCCAUGACCAUCAGGAUUUCAGCGAACAUGCGGAUCGUAUUGCACAUGCACUGCAGAUUUCACAUCCUAUUAUUGACGCUGGUUAUCAGGAGGGGAUUCGCCAUCCUUAUCGACUUUACCAGGCUAUCGAGAGUAUGACACAUGUUCUUGAAGGUCAGCACAUUGACGAAGCUGGACCUAGUUCUGCUGGACCUAGUUCUAAUGGAAUGACAACAAUGGUAUUGUAA
Camellia sinensis is the source of this 1149-nucleotide messenger RNA. Lineage: Eukaryota; Viridiplantae; Streptophyta; Magnoliopsida; Ericales; Theaceae. The record is from RefSeq and is a predicted model, not a curated record.